Molecule: messenger RNA, 3287 nt
Organism: Amphimedon queenslandica
Lineage: Eukaryota; Metazoa; Porifera; Demospongiae; Haplosclerida; Niphatidae
Product: thyroid adenoma-associated protein homolog
Exons: 14
Coding region: 94-3261 (1055 amino acids)
Biological process (GO): tRNA methylation
Cellular component (GO): cytosol
Source: RefSeq, a predicted model, not a curated record
UUGCAUCAAUUAUUAACGCUUUGUUUUAAUAAUCUUGCUCAUCCAUUUGAUAGUUUUCAAAGACGUUAUUUCUCUUUAUCAAUUUUACUCCUAAUGAGUGACCUGUACAGGAACCCUUCGGUGACCCAGUUUGAAUUUUCAACACUGGUUCCAGAUCAGUUGGCAAGGGGUCUGGUGUACGUGCUAUGGGACACUUUUGAGUCCAACAGAAUAAUAGCAAUUGAAUUAAUGAAAAUAUUUAAUAACAAAAAAGAAAUGUUCAGUGAUUUCGAUAUAAAAUAUCUCUCGGAUUUUUGCCAUAAAUUAAUCACGAGUCCAAAAUACAACAAUUGCUCCACUGGGUGUCAUUUAAUGUCACUAUUACUGACCAUUCACCCAACACAACUCGCAUAUAAUUUCACACUGAUUACUGGAACCCCUGCUAGGGGUCUUCCCCCUUCACUGACUUUGAUAGAAUCUCUAUUGAGUGUUCUGGAGGAUCACAUGACCCAAUGUAGGCGGAGCUUAGUAACAGGCUCUUUAAAUGCUCCGAUGUAUGGAGUAUUGCAAUCAAUUAAUGGAAUAUUGAAAUUAAUAAAUGUGGGCGGUCUGUCACCCCGUGACUUGGAGGAGUGUCAUGUAGUUAUUAAUAAACUAUUAAUGACUUGUACUGCCAUUAGUGCACUGGUUUCUCCAGUGGUAUGUAACAGCAGUCCUGAGGGUUUCAUACCAAACGAAGAACAAGAAACAGACGGUGGAGCUAGUUGUCAUGGAAACUCUCAAUCAGUCCUGUUAUGUUGCUGGCAUUGCAUGAAGGAGGUUAUUCAAAUAUUCACAACUUUAAUCAACCAAAAAAGAUCAGGAGAGGAGGAGGGAGAGGGAAAGAAAAAGAGAAAAGGAACAGCUGCUGUUUCCAUUGGAGGACUCCUAUCAAUUGAACAAGUUGAUUCAAUCAGCUCAGUGUUGAUACAGCAGUUGACGGAGGCUAGACAUCGUGGUGCUUUUGAAAUGGCUUAUGUUGGAUUUAGUUCAUUGUGUGAGUAUUUAUGGAACUCUUCUCUUCCGUCUCUCUCAUCAAGACCAGUUCAGUGGAUUGAAGAUCUCAUUGAUCUCUCAUCUUUACAAUCACUAACACAGACCAGGAGAAGCGCUGGACUUCCCUACUAUUGUCUGGCUAUUGUGACGACAGAGCCAAAAGUUAACUGUAAUAAAGGACUCAAAGAAUUAAUGACAGUUUUAUUGAAAAUAGCAUCAGGGGGCACUUCUAAUGAAGAGAAUAAUACAGAGGCCGAUCAAACAGCUGCUAUCCACUCCAUUAAUAUACUAAGAGGUCUAAUAAGAGAAUCAAAAUUAAGCGAAGCUGUUGUCCCUUUCAUUGCUCCUUCAUUAAUGAUUGCUCUGGAGGGAUUUAGCUCUAAAUCAUGGCCAGUUCGUAAUUCCUGCACUUUGUUGCUCAGUGCUUUAGUGUCACGUGUCUUUGGCGUCAUGAGGGGCCAGGACGAGAAUAAAAUGAGUACUAGAGAGUUUUUCACACGUUUUCUGUCGCUCCACGAGUUUUUGCUCGCAAAAUUGAAAGUUUCCGUUAAUAGGCUGGACCUUACUGAAGGAGACCGUUUGUUUCCAGUUUUGCUGAUCCUUUCUCGAUUGUUUCCAUCACAAUUUUUUGAUGAUAAUCCUCAAAUAUCACUGGUACCAUUCCAGCCAUACAUAUUGAAGGCAGCUGGAUCCCCAGUGUGGAAAUGUCGUGUUUUAGCAUCUCAGGCUCUCCUUCCUACUUUGUCUCCAUCCAGUGUAGUGGGUGUGGUCAAUGACAUUAUAGCUAAACUUAUAUUUAGUAACCAGAACCUGUUACAUGGUUCGUUACUGAGUAUAUCAGUUCUGUUAGGGCCUGAUGGGGCCAACGCUGGUUUAAUUAGUGUUUCAUUAAUUAAAAAUAUAAUUAAAGGAUUAUUAGAGAAACUAUGGAUAGGAAAAAGGAUUAAUAAAUGUUUAAUAACCCGUGGUUUAUUCAUUCACUGUAUCACACUCUGUCUCACUGGCUUAAGAUCUCAGACUGAUUCUGCUGCAUUAACGGAUCAUUUAUCAUCUCAUAUCAUUGAUUCCUUGAUUCUACUGAUCAAAAUCUGUCAGGACGAUUUGGCUUUGAACGACAACAAAAAUAACAAUUCGAUAUUACUCCAGUUCUCUAAUUAUCAGUAUUCUUAUAUUUCCGUCUUUCAGGAGUACUUUGGUAGUCGAGAAGAUCUGUUGUCACCUCUUAAAGUAGCGCUGUUGUCAUGGAAACUGCACCCCUUUGCAGAGAACAUGUACUUGUCCAUAAGAGAAGGAUUACUCAAUGACAAGUUAAGCAAUGAAGAAAUCACAAGUAUUGUAUCAGAGGCCAUUGAAGAGACUAAUAAUGAUAAUCAUUUUAGUUAUCAUCUUUUAUCAUGCUUGCCUGUGGACUGGUAUAAAGAUGAAGGAAACAAGCAUCUUGAUAUUAGCUGGCCUGAUUUCUUUAAAAAGAGAAUUUCAAAGCUAAUUAAUGAGCCACUACGAGAGGACGUUAAAGUCUCCAUUAUCAGUUGGUUCAAUACUGCAUUGAAACACUUGCUGUAUUCAUCUAUUAGUGAUUCUCUUCCUACAUUGUUGGAGUGUUUAUUUAGCUAUUGCAAUGAUAGUUCACCUGUUGAUAUCAGAAUUGAAGUAGCAAAAGUGUUAGGACAGAAAUGGACAGUUUUGCACAAUAUAGAGUCCUCUUCAGUACUGUAUUGGAGAAUGGUCUUUAUAUUAUUGCAUGAUGUUGAGGCUGAAGUAAGAUCAGCAAUGACAGUCACUGUACAACAGAAUAUCAUUAAAAGUGAUGGUGACUCAUCAAAGCUCGUAAUGUGCCAGCAAUUAUGCAUCAAAUCAUUGAUUGACUUUAUUGCUACACUUUACGAUCCUCUGACCUCGUUUUCACUAUUACUCUCUCUCUCAUCUUUGGAUUUUGAUUCUUCUCCCUCUCCUGAGUCUACCCCUAUUCCUACUAGUUCUGUCAGUUCACUUCUCUUUGAGGAAGACAGAUCUAACUCGUACAUUGAACCAGCACAACUGUUAAUGCACAUCUCUGUUGCUUUGAAAUCUUUAAUGGAGACAUUAGAUAUUGAAUCUUGCUCUUUAGCUGAGAAUAAGUUGCAAAAGCUAACAUCAAAUUUUAAACCUGUUGAUGGUUUAGAUGCCAAAGAGAUGUGGUUGGACAAUCUUGCCCUGAAUAAUUAUUACAGUUAUAUUUUGUCACGUGUUAAUGAGACUCCUCAAUAAUUUAUUAAUUGUAAUAUGUAUUUUUA